AUGGGAAACUGCACUCACAAACCUAAUAUUAAUAAAAAGAAUUUGAAAUUAUAAACCAAGUAUUAGGUUAAUAACAAAAUAAAAUCUGAUAGUGACAUAUUUGAGGAUGUUACUCCUGAUAGAAAACCUCAAAAUUUAACUAUAAUUCCAAAGAAAUCCUAAUUCAAGCUCAAACCAGUAAAAUAAAACCUGGAAGAGCCUUUACCUUCAAAUAUAACUAAGAGUUCUGAAAAUUAAAUGGAGAAGACUACUUCUUCUCGUUAAAAUAUUUAUGAUAACUAUAAAAUGAUAAAGCUUAUAGGCAAGGGUUCUUUUGGAAAGGUAAGAUUAGCUACUAAUGUUAAUGGAAAAGAAUUUGCUGUUAAGUCCAUUUUAAAGGCUGAUGCUGGAGAGCGUUAUUAUUUACUACGCCGUGAAUUAGAUAUAAUGAAGAAAGUCGAUCAUCCAAACCUCGUAAAAUUUUAUGAGACAUACCACGAUGACAAAUAUCUCCAUAUUGUAAUGGAGUUUGUACAAGGAAAAGAACUCUCACAAUAUUGUUAGGAGAGAUUCGAAGUAAAUAGAAAAUUCACUGAAUCUGAAGUAGCUUUUAUUGUACGCAAAUUACUUAGCGCACUGAGUCACAUGCAUAAUUUAGGAAUCAUUCACCGCGAUAUAAAACUGGAAAAUAUUAUGAUUAAUGAAUCAAACCUUGAUGUUAAAAUAUUAGAUUUUGGGUUGAGUCGUGAUUUCAGUUAAAGCUAAGCAUCUAUACUUUAAUCAAUCGUUGGCACUCCCCUUUAUGUUGCACCUGAAGUUAUUAACGAGUAACCAUAUGAUUAAAAAAGCGAUUCUUGGAGUAUGGGAGUGCUCAUGUAUUAUUUGAUUUCUGGUUCUCACCCUUUCGAAGCUUCUAACAUUAAAGAGCUAUUCAAGAACAUUUGUUCGGCUAACUUCAACUUUAGAAGCAGCGCUUGGAGUGGAAUAUCUAAAAGUGCAAAGGUAUUAAUCACCCAAUUUUUAAAUUUAGACCCAAAAAGUCGUAUUUCUUGUGAAGAAGCUUUAUAAAGUGAUUGGUUUUCAGUUUAUUUAAAAAAUUAAAUAAAUUACAAAUCUCGCAAUAUGAAAAAAUGCUUAUCGAAAAUAUAAAAUUUUAUUUCUUUCUAGAACUCCUUUAAGUUCAAAUAAGAAAUAAUACGUCUCAUGUUCAACACCUAAACAUAAACUGAUGAAAUUCAAAAACUAAAGAUAGCUUUUGAAACCAUCGAUACCGAUGAUAAUGGCUAUAUUUCAGCAGAAGAACUCUUUAAAGCUACGUAAUAAUUAAAUAUUCCUAUCACUCAAAAGUAAAUAUAUGCUUUGUUUCAAGAAAUAAACUGUCAUAAAAUAAAUAACGCAUUCAAAAUCAGCUAAGAAAUAGAUGUUAAUUAAGAUGAAAAUAAAUAAUAAAACUACAUUCACUAUUCCGACUUUAUAUAUGCUUCGAUCAAUCUUUCUAAAGAAUUAGAUUAAGAGAAAAUAAACCAGCUCUUUAGUCACUUCGACAAAGACGGUGAUAAUUUUAUAUCUCCCCAAGACUUAGAGGAUACCUUCGCUUAAGAAGGUCGUAAAUUGCCAGAAUAAUCAAUCAGAUAAAUGAUUGAGGAAGUAGAUGUUGAUGGUGAUGGUAAAAUUUCAUAGUAAGAAUUCUUGUAGCUAGUACAACAAGAAAUAGAAAUUUUCUAAAAAACUCGCACUUCUUUCACUAACCUUGAAAUUUGA
Molecule: messenger RNA, 1740 nt
Organism: Tetrahymena thermophila SB210
Lineage: Eukaryota; Ciliophora; Oligohymenophorea; Hymenostomatida; Tetrahymenidae
Product: kinase domain protein
Exons: 1
Biological process (GO): protein autophosphorylation; intracellular signal transduction; peptidyl-serine phosphorylation
Cellular component (GO): cytoplasm; nucleus
Molecular function (GO): calcium ion binding; ATP binding; calmodulin binding
Source: RefSeq, a predicted model, not a curated record